AUCACAGUUGUCAUUUGUUUAACAGCUGUAGAUUAAAAUUCAUAUAACUAUUUGAAUUAAGAUUGAAAUGCCUUUGAUUUUUUUCCUUAUACAUAAUGUUAAUUAUUUUAAUUAACGAUAAAGUAAAAACAAAUUUUAAAAAUAUUAAGAUAAGAUCUCUGUGGGCCAAUCGAAUGGUCUUCUCUCUCGCUCUCACCUAAACUAUCAAGUAAUCUCUGAACUCUCUUCGUACUUAGGACUGAUUCAUUUCGUAGCUUAGUUUGUGUGGAAUUUAGGGUUUUCGUUAGAAGCCAUGGUUAGAACCAAAACCAAUGGCUCGGGGAUAGAUAGGUUAAGCGAUUUACCAGAGCAUUUGUCGUGUCGUAUACUCUCUCACCUCUCCACCAAGGACUCGGUUCGUACGAGCGUUUUGUCUAAGCAUUGGAGAAACCUUUGGUUACAUGUUCCUGCUUUGGAUUUGAAUACCAUUGAUUUUCCAGAUAAUCUCGUCUUUAAGGAGUUCAUUGAUAGAUUUGUCGAAUUUGACAAAGAGUUAGACUUAAAGAGAUUCGAGAUAUUUUAUGAUGUUAAUCAUGACCACUCUUUUGAUGAGUUUCUGUGGAUGAUCGAUGAUGUGGUUAAGCGUAGAGUUUGUCGUGUAACAGUUAUCAAUAACGUCUAUGUUGUUGAUGAAACGUUAGUUACCAUGCCUCUAUCGCUGUAUUCAUGUGCAACACUGGUGAAUUUGACCCUCUCCUUUGUUGCCAUGAAUAAGCCACAGUCAGAAUUGGUUUCUUUACCUUGUGUAAAGACCAUAUAUCUAGAUGCAGUGAAAUUUGAUGGUGAUGAUUCAAUUCUAGAGACUCUCGUAUCGGGUUGUUCGGUGCUUGACGAUUUAACGGUGAUUGCGCAUCCUGAAGAUUAUGCCCAAGUUGUAUGUGUUCGCUCUCGAUCAUUAAAAAGCUUCACACUAGAGUCUCAGAGUCAGUAUCAAGACCCCAAUGUUGUAAUUGACUGUCCAAGGCUUGAGUAUAUGAGUGUUAGGGGAUACCAACCUGCAAGCAUUGUAGUACAUAGUAUUGGUCCUUAUGCAAAGGUAAACAUCGAUGUGAUGUUUGAAGUUGACUAUGAAGAUCCACCGGCAAUCACUAUGAUCCGCAGUUUUCUCACCGCGAUAUCCAAAGCCCAUGAAAUGACCAUCUCAACUCGAACUUUAGAGCUCAUCGACGGCUACCAUUUGAUGGUGAAUGAGUUGCCUAAGUUUUCCAACUUGUCUCGCCUAAAUGCUUUCUUAGACAAGUCUUUUUGGGAACGUUUACCAGGUUUUCUUGGUUGUUGCAUCAAUCUGAAUUCAUUCGUCCUGGAACUUGACGGUCCAUCAGAGAUAGAGGAGAUUAAAGUUUCACCACUGCUUCAAGAUGCUCUAUCCGCUCGUGGGUUUGUUCAGCUGAAGACACCACUUUCAGUCACAAGGACGUCAAGUGAGAGGAAACUAGCAGCAUAUUUUGUGAAGAAAAGUGGCUAAAAGUGAGUAAUAACAUAUUAUCUCGGUUUCUCUCAUAAAUCCAUUUUUAUUUCCAGUUAUCUACCAAUAUUACAUUUUAUGUAAGACUUUAUAAUUUUUUUUGGUGGACAUGAUGACUUUAUGAUUUCUAGUUAUAUGGAUGUUUGUAAGGUAAAUUUCCCUUUUUGGUUGACAUGACUUUAUCGUUCCUAGGUAUACAGUUAUUUAGUAGUCGUCAACUAUAUUGAAUCUAUGGUAAUCUCUGAAACCCUAGCGAACACUUUCCUUGCUCAAUACUCUUUCCUGUGUAAUUGUGUCUUAGCUUCUUUUUCUGACUUGAUUAAAAUCACACGACUUAACUUCAUGCUAACCAUUUUAUUUUAUAAAGUUAAGUUAUAACCUUGCUGGUGAUAUUAGAAUUGGUCAGGAAGAUAUGAUUAGCAAAUUACAAGAUUUUUUUUUUUUUUUUUGUGAUAUACCAGUAAUUCCCAAAAAGGAUGAGCUUAGCACCAGCUUUUUUGCCACGUAUGGAUAAAUCUUUGGCAAUAUAUGGCUCGAUUGGAUUUUGAGCUUUCAUAGAUUAUGCUAAAAUUCGAUUAUUUUCAAUAGGUUUAUAGGUUUGAUCAGUAACUUUAUUGUGUGCUUUAGAAAGAGUUAUGGUAAGGCAUACAUGAUAUAUCAUAUUGAGGUAGAAACACGAUCGCGAGACUUCAACAGAUCGAUGUUCAAGAA
Messenger RNA from Arabidopsis lyrata subsp. lyrata, 2215 nucleotides. Its product is annotated as F-box protein At1g60400. Bases 293 to 1504 code for a protein of 403 amino acids. The transcript has 3 exons. Gene Ontology annotation, molecular function: protein binding. The record is from RefSeq and is a predicted model, not a curated record. NCBI's taxonomy places the organism in Eukaryota, Viridiplantae, Streptophyta, Magnoliopsida, Brassicales, Brassicaceae.